Messenger RNA from Paraglomus occultum, 1931 nucleotides. NCBI's taxonomy places the organism in Eukaryota, Fungi, Glomeromycota, Glomeromycetes, Paraglomerales, Paraglomeraceae. The record is from the annotation of a GenBank genome assembly.
AUGAACGAAUUAAAGAAACAACUCACAGACCUCUUGAGUAAAGAAUUUAUCAAACCGUUUACUCUCGCUACGGAUGCCUCGGAUUUUGCUAUCGGAGCAGUGCUAACACAAGAUAAUGGAAAAGGUGAACAACCAGUCGCCUAUGAAUCAAGAAAAUUAUCAGCAGCCGAACAGAAUUAUCCCACCCAUGAAAAAGAAUUAUUAGCUAUUAUUCAUGCUAUCAAACUAUGGCGUACGUAUUUAGAAGGUCAACAAUUUACGGUCAUAACAGAUCAUGCCUCUCUCGAAUAUAUUAAAACGCAAUCUAACCUUUCAAAACGACAAGCGAGAUGGCUUGACACAUUACAAUCUUAUAACUUCCAAGUACGAUAUCGACCAGGAAAAACAAACAUGGUAGCUGAUGCAUUAUCACGACAACCACAUCUCAACACUAUGACCACCGUAACCACAACUCUUAUGAACGAUGAUACUUUAAUGAAAGCUUAUCGAGUAGAUAAUUAUUUCAGACACAUCUUAGAUGCACUCCGAAACCCCGAUCAAGCAAAUGAAAAACAGAAGUCGCGUGCCAAACAUUUCGAAAUACAACAGGAAUGUCUAUACCUGAAAGGUACUCAACGAAUGGCAAUACCAUCAGAUAAGCGAAUUCGAACACAUAUACUACACGAACAUCAUGAUACGAAUAUCGCUGGACAUUUAGGCAUUGAUAAAACUACAGAAGCUAUUAUGCGAAAUUUCUAUUGGCCCAAAAUGGGGAAGGAUAUUCGAAGAUACGUGCAAACAUGCGAUACUUGUCAAAGAAAUAAAUCGAGUAAUCAACAACAAGCCGGACUCCUCCGCCCUUUAGAGAUUCCAACGAAUAAGUGGGAAGAAAUUGCAAUGGAUUUUAUAGUACAAUUACCGUUAACCAAACAGGGACAUAAUGCAAUAGUAGUAUUCAUAGAUUGCCUCACAAAACAAGCUAUUUUUCACCCUACACACACCUCCGCAAGUGCCCCUACAAUAGCCAAAAUAUUCUUUACUACGGUAUUCAAGAAUUAUGGGUUACCUCGGAUUAUUAUUUCAGACAGAGACUCCAAAUUUACCAGUCAUUUUUGGCAAGCACUAUUCAAACAUCUUGGAACGAAAACCGCAAUGUCAACAGCAUUCCACCCUCAGACUGAUGGGCAGACUGAACGACUCAAUAGGACAUUGGAAGAAAUGUUACGUAUUUAUGCUACCUAUAAGCAAGAUCAAUGGGAUGAAUACUUACCUGCUGCAGAAUUCGCAUAUAAUAAUUCUAAACAAGCAUCAACGGGAUUUACACCAUUUGAACUCGAUAAUGGCCAACAUCCUCAUACACCCAUUACACUUACAAAGAAGAAUAUUACCAACGUACCAGCAGCUAACGAUUUUAUUGAGCAUUGGAAUACUAUGAUGACGAUCGCUAAAGAUAAUCUAAGGGAAGCUCAGGAAAGACAAACGAAAUAUGCUAAUAACAAUAGAAGACAUUUAAUGUUUAAAACGGGAGAUCAAGUAUUACUUUCUAUGAGAAAUACUAAUAAUCCAAUUGACAGAAAUCGACCUACAAAGAAAUUAACUCCAAGAUUUACUGGACCAUAUACGAUUGUCAAGGUUAUUUCGCCAGUAGCAUAUAAGUUGAACCUGCCCGAAACAAUGAAGAUUCACCCCGUUUUCCAUGUCUCGCUUUUGAAACCAUAUCAACCAUCUCCUGACGAAUUUGCAAGACCAACACCACCACCAGCCAUUGUCGAAUCUGAUACUGGACAAGAAGAAUAUGAAGUUGAAGCAAUAUUAGAUAAAAGAGUUAUUCGAAAGAAAACACAAUAUUUAGUUAAAUGGGUUGGAUAUCCGUUACAUGACGCUACUUGGGAACCAGUGCGAAAUUUAUCGAAUGCGCCAGAAAUAAUCAAAGAAUUCGAAUUGACGCGGAC